AUGCCUCUUUUACGGUUACAACCGCAUUUGUUCUCUUCCCUCCCGGCACAUUCAUCCCUCUCAAACGAUGCUACUCGCCCGGAGCUCCAAUCGUACACCCGUACCGCCCUGCAGGAAGCUCUCGAGCUUCUCCACUCUGUCCCCUCAUCAUUCACAGCAGACCCUAAGCUGCGCUCCUCGUCACCAUCUGCAACACAGGUAAAGCUCCUGCGCCAUUGGCGCAAGCUUCCAGAAGAUGUCAGCCAAAAGAAUAAUAAACCCGAAUUCUGGGUAUGCCGGCAAAGCGAACAUGUCGAUGCCGAAGCCAAAGGGACGGCGUCAUGGAGUGAAUUUGAGACUGGGUUAAGAUCCAACCAUGCUGAGCACGAGAUGGACUAUACACCAAGUGUCACUGGCGUCGAAAGAUUGCUCAACUGGUCGAGAAGCGAGACUGGAGAGAUUGAAAUUGAUGGGCUUGUUUUCAAGGAUGUGGAUAUUGAAAUUAAUAUGAUAACUCACACUUUCCAUCCGGGUGCGCUUAUUGCUCCCCGCACCUUCAUCUCUUUGACCAUCUCUGCUGCAUACGAUAACCCGCAGCAGGCUCAAGGAGCCCCGUCUAAAGGAUUCAUUACAGUUCAGAUUCCUCUUCUGUCAACUCCAUCCUCUACGCCGGAGCAUCUCCAACAGAAAAUUGACUUUGUCGUCCCAAAACGGACUAUCUUCGCCAACUACGCGAGUGUAGAGCAAGUUAACCUUCUACCCCCGGGAGACAAUGGUCCUAGUCGCAUUGAGUGGACAAUGGCAACAACUUCCGAUGCAGGAGGGUCAAUUCCACAAUGGGUUCAGCGGAACUGGACAAUGGGUGGAGUUCCACGCGCUGUGGUGGCCGAUGUGGGAUUGUUCAUUGGGUGGACUAUGCGUCGACGGACUGCUGGGUCUGUGUAG
Molecule: messenger RNA, 924 nt
Organism: Penicillium longicatenatum
Lineage: Eukaryota; Fungi; Ascomycota; Eurotiomycetes; Eurotiales; Aspergillaceae
Product: SRPBCC family protein
Exons: 2
Coding region: 1-924 (307 amino acids)
Source: RefSeq, a predicted model, not a curated record